AUGACCGUCACCAGGGGCUUCACGGAAGAAGCGGAUAAGCUGCUCGAUUACCUUGAGCAUGGUAUUUUUGACGCUUUGCAAAAACAGUAUCUCAGGAGCUUCAUUUUUGCCGUCUAUCUGGAUAGUCAAGAUCCGAACAACAUCGUCGAAGCAUACACCUUCAACUUUCAUUACUACACUGUACCAGGCUCUAGCGUCUCGAUACCGGUGAUGUCGCUCGGUGACGACCUAAUGAAGCUAUCCAUCUCUGGGAAAGCAAAAGGCGCCGAUCCAGUUGCUGAUGCCACGAAGAAGGGGAAACUACCUACGCUCGGUGAAACUUUGAUCAAAAACCUCAUCCAGGCUACAACCCAGAUGGAUGCGCUCCCUAGACGUCGAUUUGCGACCUUCAAGCUAUACUAUCAUGAUCAUACUCCAGACGACUACGAGCCGCCACACUUCCGGGCAGGCGAUUCUAAGGGCGACAAGUGGUUCUUUGCAACGCACGACAGGAACGAAGUACCGGAGAAGUGCAGCAUUGGGCAGGUGCAGACAGGAUGGCACGGGGUAGACCUUCGAGUCGCGUCAGUUUCGGCCUACCUGCCUUCGGCGGAAGAUAACAAUGCACCAUUCACGGGUACUACAACCGGCAGCGGUAAUGGUCUUGCGCCGCCACCGCUCACUCCUGCUGCAGAAGCAGAUUUGAGGAGACAGCAAGCGGAGGCGCAAAAGCAGGACGCACUCGAGAGGCGAGUCGUCUGGGAUGCUGAAGAGGGACUCGGCGAUAUUGAUGCCGAAGGCGAAGUUGACGACGGCGAUGGCAGUCAGCUUAUGGGUGUGUGGAGAAUGAGUUCUUCCGGACUAGAGUUCGUCGCUCCCAUGGGUAUUAGAGACGAUAACGGCAAUAUCGUCCCUCUAUCAGGCGAAGAGAACGAUACGGAGCCCAACGACCCGACUCCAGCUGACGCUGCCCUAUUCAAGGGUAUGGAAGAGAAGGUCCCUCGACAUGUUGGCCAGCUCACACGUCGAAUGCCCACGCGAUCACAGUUUAAGAUCUACACUGAAAGCCUUCCCCCCUCCGAUCCGCUAGGUUUCUCAGUUCCCUCCAAUGCGAGUUUUCACGAAGAAGAGACGGUAAACACCCAAAUGCUUCAGGAACGCAUCAUGGUUCAGAGACGGUCAGACGAGGACGUAGACAUGCUCGACAUGAGCACUCAGGUUCAGGAUCAUGCCCAUUCACAGGACGAUGACACCAUAAAAUCCUUCACUGUUAGCCACAAAUCGAUGACGGUCGUUCCCGAUUCCCAGCCCGGCAUCCAGAUGGACGGUGCAGAGGAUAAGGUGGAAUGCGAUUGUGGCGUAGAUAAAGAAGAUUGCGAUUCUAUCCUCUGCGAAACAUGCGACAGAUGGUUCCACGCCUGGUGCAUGGGUUACUACUCGGGUAACAGUCGGAAUAUUCCUAACAAAUUUAAAUGCUUCGACUGUCGCGUACAUGCUGACCAGAACUGGGAUCUCAUCGUGGUGCAUGGCUUAUACCCACGGAUGAUGGCAAAAUUCAGGGGCCUCGCGUCGUUCAGCAGACGGGCCAUCAAGAUCUGCGAAACAGUCAAACCGGAGAACCUCUCUAGCUUCACCAAGGCGAUAGGUUACGAACCAAUAGUCUCUGGGCAGCUGUUCAAACGCCUCGAGAAUGAAGGCUUUAUCGCUCUCGAGGGUGUAGAAACCCCUACCGAAGAUGCCGCUAAAUCAUCACGUUCUGGCAAAGGUAGAGCGACCAAGAAGCCGCCUCCACGACGCCGAACGAUGCAGAAGCAACGAUAUGUCUUCGUCCGCAAGAUCAUGAAGGAACGCAAGUACAAAGACUUCUUUGACCCGGACCCUGAGGUAGAGAAGAGACUGCUUGAUCUGGAGGAUUUGGUCUGUCGUCAUACCUUUCCCGGCUGCGUGUAAGAUCUGUUGGAUGUGCUGCUUACUGAUCACCUCUGACAUGAGUAGAAACCGAAGAAAAGAAUGCAUGGAGCAGUCGCUGGGGAUGAAGACGACGAUAUGUACGUCGCCGUGCUUUGAGUCGCUCGCUUCUAAGAUUUGCUCUCCUAUAUAGGGACGGUGUGCCGCCGGUACCUUCGCUUUCUCAGGAGGUUCCGCAUCCUCCUUCCGUCGAGAUCCCUGCGGCAUCCCAAGCCUCGCAGACGCAGAUGGAGUCGCAGCUCAUACUAGACACUCAGACCCAGCCAGAGGACCUCCUAAAGCACCAUUCAAUUGACAUGUUCAGAGAGGAUCGUCGAAAGGACGAAGAUGGGAGGGCGAAGAAGAAAGUCAAGAUCUCCAUCGGACCUGCCGUUGACCUUGGCGACUGAGCUUCUUUCUCGCCUGUGCUGCGCUCUUGCGACUACUGAGCUUUGACCUCUCUCGACCUUGCCCCUGGAUGCUGUGUUUUCUUGCUACUUGCUGUGUUUCCUGCCUCCCGCCUCGACUGCUUUCCCUGUGUCAUCCCGUGCUCAGUUUUCCUUACCCAUGGAACGCUUUUUUGCCGACUUGCCAUCUCUGGUCACUCGCUACUGUUUUCAAUGCUCUCCGGUUUCUACUUCCUGCUGCUGUAACCGUUGCAUUUAGCCACGUCAUGUUACCUGUCGAGCGGCCACGAAGAUUGAAAUUCAUACCAGGCUCCAAUGUGUAACGUCGAGCGCGCGAGGUACAGAGGACGCCGGUCACCGCCCGGUGUGGGAGAACUGCGGUCGGCUCAA
Messenger RNA from Phanerochaete carnosa HHB-10118-sp, 2723 nucleotides. RefSeq lists its product as uncharacterized. Gene Ontology annotation, cellular component: nucleus. The coding region runs from base 1 to 1929 and encodes 642 amino acids. The record is from RefSeq and is a predicted model, not a curated record. Gene Ontology annotation, biological process: synaptonemal complex assembly; meiotic recombination checkpoint signaling. The transcript has 15 exons. NCBI's taxonomy places the organism in Eukaryota, Fungi, Basidiomycota, Agaricomycetes, Polyporales, Phanerochaetaceae.